AAUCAUUUUUCUAAUGUAAUUAUAAUAUUACAAUAAAAGAUUAUUAUAAAUGAAGUCAUAUACAUACAGCGCUAUUGCAUCAAAUACAAACCAACCCACAUAAUUUUUUUUCUCUAUGAUUUCACAAUAAAUAAGACUCGGAAUCAUAGAGUUAAUUACAAGAAGAAAAAAAAAAUUAUGGAUCCAAAACAGUUUCAAAUUGAAACAAAUUCGGAUCCUAACCCAUCAACUGAUGUUUAUCAUCUUGCUCUGGAUAUUGGAGGAUCUCUUGCCAAGCUAGUAUACUUCACAAAAGAUGAUCAUUUUGUGGACGGCGAAGCGGAGAUAUCUCCUAGAAAGACAUCAGAUAAAUCCAAAGACAAUAGUAGGAACCAUCCUGUUAUUAAAGGAAGGCUCAAUUUUAAGAAAUUUGAAACAAGCAAGAUAAAUGAUUGUAUAGAUUUUAUCAAGACCAUGAAACUUCAUCUUGGAGGUAGUCAGCAGCAAGAAAAUCCUGGAAGUCAGCCAAUAUCGAUUAAGGCAACAGGUGGUGGUUCAUACAAAUAUGCAGACCUCUUCAAGGAAAGGCUAGGGAUAAUUCUUGACAAGGAAGAUGAAAUGGAUUGUCUUGUUGCAGGAUCAAAUUUUCUUCUCGAGGUAGUUGACCGAGAAGCUUUUACCUAUAUGAAUGAUCAAAGGCAAUUUAUGCAGAUAGACCAAAAUGAUCUGUAUCCCUAUCUUCUCGUUAAUAUUGGGUCUGGUGUUGGCAUGAUCAAGGUGGAAGGAGAUGGAAAGUUUGAGCGAGUUAGUGGAACAAGUAUAGGUGGAGGCACUUUCUGGGGUUUAGGAAAGCUUUUAACUAAAUGCAAGAGUUUUGAUGAAUUGCUGGAAUUAAGUUACCAGGGCAACAACAGAGCGGUAGAUAUGCUUGUCGGAGAUAUUUAUGGUGGAAUGGACUAUGCAAAGAUUGGUCUUUCAUCAACAGCAAUAGCCUCUAGUUUUGGAAAGGCAAUGUCUGAUAGUAAGGAGCGUGAAGAUUACAAACCCGAAGAUAUUGCUCGAUCUCUUCUAAGAAUGAUUUCAAAUAAUAUUGGACAGAUAUCUUACUUAAAUGCCCUUCGAUUUGGGCUGAAGAGGAUAUUUUUUGGUGGAUUUUUUAUUCGGAGGCAUCCUUUUACAAUGGAUACACUAUCUGUUGCUGUUAAUUUCUGGUCUAAAGGUGAAGCAAAAGCAAUGUUCUUGCGACAUGAAGGGUUUCUUGGAGCUGUGGGUGCCUUCAUGAGUUCUGAUAAACAUGGCCUCAAGGAAUUAUUGGUCAAACAAGAGACCCAACAAAUUCCCACCAAGUUAUCCUUUGCUGUUGAUAAAAUGCAUUGGCCACUAGAUGGGGAGUUAAAUGGGGAGGAAAGUAUAGAAUGUAAUGUCUAUGUAACUUAGAUGAAGCAAUUGGUUGCUUCUUGCAUGAUUUGUAGUUGUAACUGAAUUCGAUCAUGCAAAAUAGUUGAAAGUAAUAAUUAUAGCAUCAGAUGAUUCAGAGUGACUUAGAAUUGAAAACAAUAAUGAAAAUCAGAAUGUAUUAUAUUGUUCAGCAACUAAUGAUUUUUAUGAACUCAA
Messenger RNA from Trifolium pratense (red clover), 1593 nucleotides. Its product is annotated as pantothenate kinase 1. Bases 178 to 1416 code for a protein of 412 amino acids. NCBI's taxonomy places the organism in Eukaryota, Viridiplantae, Streptophyta, Magnoliopsida, Fabales, Fabaceae. The record is from RefSeq and is a predicted model, not a curated record. Gene Ontology annotation, molecular function: ATP binding; pantothenate kinase activity. Gene Ontology annotation, cellular component: nucleus; cytosol. The transcript has 10 exons. Gene Ontology annotation, biological process: coenzyme A biosynthetic process.